Molecule: messenger RNA, 2126 nt
Organism: Labrus mixtus (cuckoo wrasse)
Lineage: Eukaryota; Metazoa; Chordata; Actinopteri; Labriformes; Labridae
Exons: 11
Coding region: 1-1998 (665 amino acids)
Source: RefSeq, a predicted model, not a curated record
AUGAAGUACGUUUUGCUAUUUCUUUUGCUGACCCUCUUGGGAACGUGCUCAGCCAGAAAUCAUGGUAAAACAGAAAAUGUGGCCUUGCGUGGCAAAGCAACUCAGUCAUAUCGCUAUCCACAUAACUUUGGGGAUGCCUCCAGUGCAAUCGAUGGAAACCGUGAAUCAAACUUCGACGCUGGUUCAUGCACUCACACUAUAAAAAUGGACAACCCCUGGUGGAGAGUGGACCUGCUGGACAGCUACAUCGUCACCUCCGUCAUCAUCACCAACAGAGGAGACUGCUAUGCACAGAGGCUCAAUGGGGCUGAGGUUCACAUAGGCGACAACUUAAAAGACAAUGGUGCUGCAAACCCACUGGCUGGAACAAUAUCUCACAUCCCUGCAGGCAUCUCUCACACGCUGACUCCAAGCACUCGUAUCAGUGGACGUUAUGUGACAAUCGUUCUACCCGGUGCUAACAGGUAUCUUACGGUCUGUGAAGUGGAGGUUUACGGGUACCAUGCCCCGACAGGAGAGAACCUGGCGCUCAAAGGAAAAGCCUCACAGUCAUCAUUGUAUACAGAAGGCAAUGCAUACUUUGCUAUUGAUGGGAAUAACGACAACGAUCGGGUCCACGGGUCCUGCUCUCACACCGACAUCAACUUCGCCCCCUGGUGGCGACUUGAUUUGCUGAAAACCCAUAAAGUGGAUUCUGUCAAGAUAACCAACCGCAAAAAUCUUCGUUACUAUCAACGACUGAAUGGAGCCGAGCUGCGCAUUGGAGACUCACUUGAAAACAAUGGCAACAACAACCCAAGAUGCGCCGUGCUGGAUAACAUCCCCGCCGGAGCGACUGUUGAAUUUCAAUGUAAUGGGAUGGAUGGCCGCUACGUGAACGUAUUCAUCCCUGGAAGGAAGGAGUACCUGACCCUGUGCGAGGUGGAGGUUUAUGGCUCCGUCCUGGAUUAUACGGUUGCAACCGUGGCGGGGUUUGUGUUCGGCUCAGACGUGGCCGUCUAUCAUGGGACAGACACUUUACUGAAAAUUGUUCUCUUUUCUGUCUCAUCCAGAACAAUGAAGUACGUUUUGUUAUUUCUUUUGCUGACCCUCUUGGGAACGUGCUCAGCCAGAAAUCAUGAAAAUGUGGCCUUGCGUGGCAAAGCAACUCAGUCGUAUCGCUAUCCGCAUAACUUUGGGGAUGCCUCCAGUGCAAUCGAUGGAAACCGUGAAUCAAACUUCGACGCUGGUUCAUGCACUCACACUAUAAAAAUGGACAACCCCUGGUGGAGAGUGGACCUGCUGGACAGCUACAUCGUCACCUCCGUCGUCAUCACCAACAGAGGAGACUGCUGUGCACAGAGGCUCAAUGGGGCUGAGGUUCACAUAGGCAACAACUUAAAAGACAAUGGUGCUGCAAACCCACUGGCUGGAAAAAUAUCUCACAUCCCUGCAGGCAGCUCGCACACGCUGACUCCAAGCACUCGUAUCAGUGGACGUUAUGUGACAAUCGUUCUACCCGGUGCUAACAGGUAUCUUACAGUCUGUGAAGUGGAGGUUUUCGGGUACCAUGCCCCGACAGGAGAGAACCUGGCGCUCAAAGGAAAAGCCUCACAGUCAUCAUUGUAUACAGAAGGCAACGCAUACUUUGCUAUUGAUGGGAAUAACGACAACGAUCGGGUCCACGGGUCCUGCUCUCACACAGACAUCAACUUCGCCCCCUGGUGGCGACUUGAUUUGCUUAAAACCCAUAAAGUGGAUUCUGUUAAGAUAACCAACCGCAAAAAUCUUGGUUACUAUCAACGACUGAAUGGAGCCGAGCUGCGCAUUGGAGACUCACUUGAAAACAAUGGCAACAACAACCCAAGAUGCGCCGUGCUGGAUAACAUCCCCGCCGGAGCGACUGUUGAAUUUCAAUGUAAUGGGAUGGAUGGCCGCUACGUGAACGUAUUCAUCCCUGGAAGGAAGGAGUACCUGACCCUGUGCGAGGUGGAGGUUUAUGGCUCCGUCCUGGAUUAGCAUAAAGAUUCACUUUAUCCAAAACGAGCUAAAUUUAACCAACUGAACUCGCAUGAAUCAAACUAAUAGAUAAGGCUUAAUUUUGAUUGUUUGCAUUGGAAAAUAAUAAAAUUUGUGUAAAAGGAUAA